Messenger RNA from Prorocentrum cordatum, 692 nucleotides. The record is from the annotation of a GenBank genome assembly. Lineage: Eukaryota; Dinophyceae; Prorocentrales; Prorocentraceae.
UCGAGGUGAAGAUGCACCCGGGCUCCAAGGACGCAACCAAGCUGCAAGUCACCGGCAUUCAAGCAGGCGCUUCCUGGCAGGACCUGAAGGAUCACUUCAGGUCUUGCGGCAACGUGAUUUCCGCAGAUACCACGCCCUUUGUGCCGGGAGAGCAGAUCACCGGGGAGGUGCGCUUCAUGGACCCUCAGCAGACGAUGCAGGCGCUGACCACGCUGAACGGCAGCUUCCUCGGGACCUCGCAGAUCUUCCUCACGCUGGAUCACGGGUCCACGGAUCAGAGCAAGCUGAACGUCACGGGAAUCAGCCCUACCACAAGUUGGCAGGACUUGAAGGACCACUUCGCCCAGAUCGGGCAGGUGGCAUUCGCCGACGUCCACAGGAGCAAGGGCGCCGGCAAGGGCGCCAAGGGCCCCGUGUUCGGCGCCAAGGGAGCGGCCGGCGCCUGGGGCGGCGGCGCUUGCGGCAAGGGCGGCGCCUGGGGCGGCGCCGGCGCCGGCGCCUGGCAGGGCGGCGGGAAGGGAGCCAGCGGAGGCGGCAAGGGCGCCGGCGGCGGCAUGGUGAGCGGCGGGCAGGCCUUCCCAAGGGUCCCUGGAGCGCUCACGGGCACAGUGCGAUACCAGACGUCCUUCGCCGCUCAGCAGGCCUCGCAGUCGCUGAACGGUGUCUUCCUCGGCUCAGGGCAGCUCACGGUG